This is a messenger RNA of Rhipicephalus sanguineus (brown dog tick), 805 nucleotides long. RefSeq lists its product as uncharacterized. Lineage: Eukaryota; Metazoa; Arthropoda; Arachnida; Ixodida; Ixodidae. The coding region runs from base 41 to 805 and encodes 254 amino acids. The record is from RefSeq and is a predicted model, not a curated record. The transcript is spliced from 5 exons.
AUAUAAGUCCCGCUGACAUGCUUGUGUUUAAUGGUCAGCGAUGUGUGCGGCCAGGACAUGCAAGUGCCUUGCGGCCUGUCACCAGGAGCUUCUGCGUCACUGGCUCUUGGUGUUGCGCAAGGUGUGCCGUGCCGUGCCGCGCAGUCACACCACCCCGGCGCUGGCGGGCCACUUCGUGGGGCCCUCGAUGCUGUGGCGGCCCGGCGCCCACUUCGUCGAGUACCCGGAGGACAGGGAGCACGCAGCGCUCGCCACAGUGGUCCGCUGCCUCAUUCUCUUCCUGGAUGACGUAUGGAACAACGGCGAUGAGAAGGCAAUAUUCCUGGCCCGCGAGUCGGCCGUAGCCGCGACGCCGUUCGCGAUGCGCUCCGCGUCGCAGUUCGUCGACAGCCUCGAGAGAGAGUCCAGGCGCCAGGCAGAGCUCCGCAACAUGAUCGAGGAGCCGAAGGCGCGGUGCGGCCGCUCCGUGCACACGUGGCCCGGCCGGCGCUCAUCGGCCAGCGUCUCCAAGGUGGCCACGUUUCCGCGCUGUGCGCACUUGGACGAAACGGGCUUCCCGUCGCUGCGUGACGAGGAGUACUUGUACCCCGACUGGGCCUUUCAGUAUCCGGAGUGGAACCUAUCCGGCACAGAGCUGCCAACGUGGGCCGGCCGUUCCCAUUUUACCAUGGACCUGAACAGUCUGCAUGACCAGACCACGCGCAAGUGGAUACGCAUAAACACGGCCCUCUACAACCGGACGCUCAAUCUUCCUACGCUUGAAGCUCCGCCUGCGCACGGCACUCUCUCGGGAACCAGGUUCUGA